Molecule: messenger RNA, 1049 nt
Organism: Egretta garzetta (little egret)
Lineage: Eukaryota; Metazoa; Chordata; Aves; Pelecaniformes; Ardeidae
Gene: SNAPIN
Product: SNAP associated protein
Exons: 5
Coding region: 1-624 (207 amino acids)
Biological process (GO): regulation of synaptic vesicle exocytosis; regulation of DNA-templated transcription; lysosome localization
Cellular component (GO): BORC complex; synaptic vesicle; BLOC-1 complex
Molecular function (GO): SNARE binding
Source: RefSeq, a predicted model, not a curated record
AUGGACGUGCAGGUGGGGGAGAUCUUCAAGGUGCCGUCCAGCUGCCCCGUGGUCAUCGUGGACGGUUACGUGGACCCCUCGGGGGGGGACCGCUUCUGCCUGGGCCAGCUCUCCAACGGCGUGCAGCUGGAGUGCCGGGGCGAGGGCGACGUGUGGAUGCGGUGCCUGAGCGACCACGCCGUCUUUGUGCAGAGCUACUACCUGGACCGGGAGGCCGGGAGAGCCCCCGGGGACGCCGUGCACAAGAUCUACCCCGGCGCCUACAUCAAGGGUUCUUGGAGGGGGGGAUUAGGGGUGGGUUUGGGGCUGGGGUUGAGGGUUUUGUCCUGGCCGCCAAGAUGUCCCCUCCGCAGGGAGAGCCAGGUGGAGCUGCGGGAGCACAUCGACAGCCUGGCCACAGAGCUGUGCCGCAUCAAUGAAGACCAGAAAGUGGCGCUGGACCUUGACCCCUACGUGAAGAAGCUGCUGAAUGCCCGGCGGAGGGUGGUGCUGGUCAACAACAUCCUGCAGAACGCCCAGGAACGGCUGCGGAGGCUGAACCACAGCGUGGCCAAGGAGACGGUGAGGAGGAAGGCCAUGCUGGAGGCGGCGGGUGGCUACCCCCAGGGCCUGCCCGGCAAGUGAGGCCACCGCAGCAGCGCUGGGCCGGAUCCGCCUUGCACCAUGGCUGCGCUGACAGCCCUGCGAGCUGGGCCGGAGCAGGAGCAGCCCUGGAUGGUGACGGGUGCGACUCUGUAAGGACAGCGAACGAAACAGGCCGCUGGAAAGGGGAGCGGGUAUCCCUGUUUGUAGCAGCGCUCUCCCGAGCGUCCGUGGCACAGAAGGGGGGGGUGAGAAGUCCUGCACAGUGAGGCCGCAGCUCUUCAGCUGCAGCUGAAGGAACCGGGGGACCCUGAAUUGUAUUUCCAGAUUUGUAGGCACCAUAAUAAAAGUGACCGUGUGUUGCUUAUGGGCUGGUGAGGCAGCGCGAGUUUGUCAACGCUCCCACGUCACAGCCGUUGAUGUGCUUUGGGGAAAGCAGAACCAGGCAGGGAGAGCAGGGUGGGGUU